AGCCAUUCUGGUUCAGAGUUUCUCGCCGUCCGGCCGCAAGCCCCUGAGGAGGGGCGGCGAUGGUCUGGCAGCCGCCUGCAGAGGCCGAGGGCGCUCUGCAGCAGCCGGCGACGCUCAGGCAGUGCAGCGGGGAGCUGCGCAGCCGCAGCGCCGGCGCCCGCACGGGGAGGUGGGAGGGUGCGCCGCGGCUGCCGCGGCUGCAGCGGAGGCAGCAGCCGAGCGUCGGCGGCGCGGGGCUGGUGGUGGAGCGGCAGGUGCCAUGGCUCGACCGAUGCGGCGAGCUGCUGCUCUGGUUGAACGACGGCGCGGACGAGGACAGCCUCGAGAGCAGGCUGCUCUCGUUUGUGGGCGCAUUGAGGCCACAGUCCCUCAUUGGUAGCAGCCUCAGGCCGCCGUCCUUCAUCGGCGGAAGGUGCAUGCCUGCCUUGCGCCAGAGGCGCGCCGCGAACGACCAGAGAUAUGAGGCUGGCCCCGGGGUGACCCAGACCAGCAGCAGCGACAGCGAAGGCCCGCGCAACAGGAAGUGCCGGUGGUCCCUGGCGCAGGGCUCGGACAGCAGCGAGAGCGAGCCAGGCUCGGUGCUGGGAAGGCUCGGGGUCGGUCCAGAUCUUCCGCUGUUCGGGCAGGGCUCCAAUGCCCUAGACGCCCUCGCGGAGACGGUGAACCCUCAGUCCUUGGAGGCCAUCCUGGAGGCGGUCAUCGACAGAGUGUCCUGCUCCACGCCCAGGGGGAGGGAGCGCGUGCAGGUGGCGAGACAGUUUGUGGAGCAGGUCACGCAGGACACCCUGAGCGACGCGAGCGAUGCCUGGGGCGCCGUGGACAGCCUGCGGCGCCGCGCCACCGCGGAGAUCCUGCGCUUCGCCUCCCAGGCGUCCCACGAGCGGCAGCCUCCCGAGCGGCAC
Messenger RNA from Prorocentrum cordatum, 902 nucleotides. The record is from the annotation of a GenBank genome assembly. NCBI's taxonomy places the organism in Eukaryota, Dinophyceae, Prorocentrales, Prorocentraceae.